CCGCCCGCAGCGCGGCGGGCUGAGGCAGUGGGACGAGGAGAACGAGACUGAGACAGUGGGACGCGUCAGUGGUGAGACACGGCGGUGAGACACGGCGGUGGAGUGAGGAACAGGCGUGUGGAGCGGAACACAAGCCCGAGGGUCAGCAUGUGUGAGCUUGGCGCUGGUGCCGCCGACGUGCCGGCCGGCCGGGUCCGGCGCUCCAGCUCCGCCGCCGGCCUGCUGUCGCCGCCGGCCGACCCGGCCCGGUCAGCAUCGCUGGACCGACGGGUCCGGCCCCAGGCGCCCGCCAGGUGGGCGUCCCUGCGCGACGGGUCCGCAGCGCGGCCGCCGCCGGUACCAGCUGCCCCGCCACCAGUGCCGCCGCACGCGCCUUGCCUGCGCCGGCCUCCUCCGCCGCCGGCUGUCGAUCCGGCGGCCUACGCUCUGCCGGCGGCGCCGUCUGCCCGUCCAGCCGCCGGCAGCGGGGCCACCGGCGGCCGGCCGGCCCGGCCGCGCGGCCACGCCCGGUCGUGCUCGGCCACGGUGCCGCUGGGGCCGCUGCACCAGGCGGCCUCCGAGACAGGCGCGGGCCGGCCGCCGCGCUCCGAGUCGCUGGGCCGCCGGGGCGGCGACUCUCGCUCGGCGGGCGCCCCGGCCGGUCAGCCGCGCCCGCCGCCGGCGCCACUGCGCUCCGUCUCCGUGGUUCUGCCCCCACGCAGCAAGGCCUUCAUGGGUGUGGUCAGGUCGGCCGGGUCGAUGAGGACUCUGGGGAAGACCGGCUCAGCUGUGGAGAUCUCCGUUCCCCGGCGGACCCCGCGGCACUUCUCGACCAUAGACUCGGCCUACACGUCACAGGGCGGCCUGGCGGACUUCUCGCAGCUAGAGACCUCUGGCGGUAGUGUGCGCAUUCAGCACCUGACCGGGGGGCGGCCGGGCGGCGCCGCCGCCGCCGGCGAGCCGCACGACUCGCUUAUCGCGCCGUGCGCCCACUUCCACUACGAGCACGUCCACCUGCCCGGCCUGGAGGUCAGUGCGGCGGUCCGCCCGGCCUGGAGGUCAGUGCGGCGGUCAGUGCGGUCAGGUCAGUGAGGCGCAGCGACCUCACCGACAUUGGCUCUGUAUGAUAAAAUAAACAUAUUUUAUCUUGUAUGUAACCAACACUGUCUGUUGAGCAUGAGUCGGAGACCGUGAUGGGUGCCCAGCGCGCGCUGUCGGCUGUCGGCAGGUCUGUCUGUCUGGGGACCGCCGCUCUCCGGCCGCCGCCGCCGCCGCCGCCGGCCGCCGCUGGCUGCCGCUGCGAGUCAGCUGCCGAGGCAGCAGCUGGCCGCUGCGCCGCUCGCCGGAGCAGCUGCGGCAGCUGGACACCCAGCUGCACGUCUGCGUGUUCGACAGGAGGUACUCGAGGCUGCCCGACCUGCAGCGGUGGUUCCGCAGCGCGCGCCACCAGUCCACUGACCAGGUGAGUGCGGCGCCGGCCGGCGGGUCAACCAGGGCGGAACAGGAACUAACUCAGACACCAACAACUAUGUCAAGGCAGCCGGUAGAGAGCAGAUUAGUUUUAGCUCAGGUAGGUUAUUUCAACGCUCUUCACUCUGAGUCUUGCCACCUUAAUCCGCGCCGGGCCGGUGCUUCGCGACUUCCGCGCCGGGCCCCGGGGGAGGGUGUCUGAACAACCCUCCCCCGUCUAACUUGGUUCCUGGGCCACCACGUAGCGACACGCAGUAAGCGGCAAUCCAAAGAGCAUCAAAAAUAACAGCCACUUUGGUCAUUUUUUGGGUCAGGUCAUAGGUCAGGUCGCCAGAGGUCAUUAAAUGUCAAAUUUAGUUCAUUUCAACUAUUUUGGAAACUGCCAACGGCUAAUUCGGGAACCAAUAGAGGUACAGAGUCGCGGAAAAGCGCAUUCGAUAGCAAUUUCAAAGGGGUUUCUUAAUAUUGUUCUCAGAUUUGACCUCAGGUCAACGGUGUAGCCUCCGUAGGGUAAAAACUCCAAAAAUAACAGUUUUUAUGAAAAACGUUUUUCUGCAAUAACGUUUAACUCAAGACAGCGAACACUUUAUUUUGCCAGCAUCGUGUUCCUGUCAUCGAGACGCGUCGAAUGAACUAUAAUUUGAACUUCAAAGGUAAUUUUGAAAAGUUGACCUUUGGUCAAGGUCAUGACCUAACUGGAAAGGGUCAUGUUGCUUAUCAGGCGAUCAGUAUUGUCGAGCUGAAUGCAUCUGACGUAUUUUCAUAAGUUGAGCGCGAUUUUUCUCCGAGGACAACUUUGAUGCAGGCAGAGUAAAGCCCGGUGAAUGAACGCUGUUGGCAUAUGGAUAAUGGAUAUAAUAUAACACAAGGGCUUGAAUUUAUAAUUUCAUGGACUGAAAAAAAAAACAAA
Messenger RNA from Amphibalanus amphitrite, 2359 nucleotides. RefSeq names its product formin-like protein 20. The transcript has 4 exons. NCBI's taxonomy places the organism in Eukaryota, Metazoa, Arthropoda, Thecostraca, Balanomorpha, Balanidae. The record is from RefSeq and is a predicted model, not a curated record. The coding region runs from base 148 to 1071 and encodes 307 amino acids.